CGCCCCGGGACCGGACCCUCGCGCCGCCCGCCCGCCCGUGGUGUUUGAACAGUGUGCACCAACUAUUCCUCUGCUCAUCCUCAACCCCUGGAAGCACCUUUAGCUACACUAUGGCGGCAGAGACUCUCAACUUUGGGCCUGAGUGGCUGAGGGCCCUUUCCAGCGGUAGCAGCGUGGCUUCCCCACCCUCAUCCCCUGCCAUGCCCAAGUACAAGCUGGCUGAUUACCGCUACGGGCGAGAGGAGAUGCUGGCCCUUUAUGUCAAGGAGAACAAGGUCCCUGAAGAGCUGCAAGACAAGGAGUUUGCUGCAGUGUUACAGGAGGAACCGCUGCAGCCCCUGGCCCUGGAACCUCUGACUGAGGAGGAGCAGAGAAACUUCUCCCUGUCAGUGAACAGUGUGGCUGUGCUGAGGCUGAUGGGAAAAGGGGCUGGGCCCCCCCUGGCUGCCACCUCCCGUGGCAGGGGCAGCACGCGGAGCCGAGGCCGUGGCCGUGGUGACAGUUGCUUUUACCAAAGAAGCAUUGAAGAAGGUGAUGGGGCCUUUGGAAGAAACCCUAGGGAGAUCCAGCGAAGCCAGAGCUGGGACGACAGAGGUGAGAGGCGGUUUGAGAAGUCAGCAAGGAGGGAUGGAGCACGAUCUGGGUUUGAGGAGGGAGGGGCUGGUCCAAGGAAGGAACAUGCUCGCUCAGACAGCGAGAACUGGCGUUCCCUUCGGGAAGAACAAGAAGAAGAAGAGGAGGGCAGCUGGAGACUUGGGGCAGGACCCCGGAGAGAUGGUGAUCGCUGGCGCUCCACCAGCCCUG
This is a messenger RNA of Castor canadensis (American beaver), 804 nucleotides long. NCBI's taxonomy places the organism in Eukaryota, Metazoa, Chordata, Mammalia, Rodentia, Castoridae. The record is from RefSeq and is a predicted model, not a curated record.